Molecule: messenger RNA, 429 nt
Organism: Trypanosoma rangeli
Lineage: Eukaryota; Euglenozoa; Kinetoplastea; Trypanosomatida; Trypanosomatidae
Exons: 1
Coding region: 1-429 (142 amino acids)
Source: RefSeq, a predicted model, not a curated record
AUGGGGAAUACAGAUAAUGGGCAGACUCCGAGUAAGUGUUGCUUAACAUCCCCGUUUUUGCACUCCAAAAUAGUGCAGCACGGAAACGAAGGGAAGUGUGGGCAGCAGCACUGUCAUCAUCCCUACCAACUUAUGGAAGCUGAUCGAGUCGUUACGGGCAAAAAGAGAGCAAAAUUACUUUCGCCGUCACCUCAGCUGGACGUGCAGUAUGCCCUGCCUGACCCUUCGAUGGUGGCAGCCUCAACAAAAUGUGCAUUUAUUCCGGUGAAUGGAGGAGGACCAUCGCUGGUGUCCCUGAGCAGGGCCAUUACGGCCUCAGCAUAUAAAGACGACGUGGUACAACAUCUUAUAGAGGCCCUUUCAACGUCGUCGUGGUCCUCUAGUGAAGAGCAUGAGGAAUCCCUCUUAAAUAACGAUGCAUGCAAUUGA